CUUGGGCAAGAAACAUUGCAGCCUUUCCUAGGUCUGAAUUGCUCUGUAACAACGUGAAAAAAUUCCGGCAGGUUUCCAUGGACUCAGUACAAUAAAACGAAUAACAAACAAGGCAAUCCCUAUUUUCUCAGAAUAGCUGUUACGGUUAAGUCUACGGUCAAAUAUUCAAAUUUUUGUUAAAAAAGGAAUACAAACCGCCCGGGUGAACGGGUCAAUAGAGAGCAAAAUAAAUUAUUGAUCAUUUUGCUCGUUUUUAUGUGAAAUCAUUGAUAACUGUAACAACAACUGUUUAUAGACUACAUACCAUUCGACCACUCCACCCAUUAUUGAUAGCGAUCGAAUGAUUUCCUGCAGUUCUGUAAAAACUCUGUAACUCUCUUUGUCAUUUCUAUUUAUAUUUAUUGAUCCAUAACUCUUUUCAGUUUCUAAUUUGAACAACUGACAGCCACGAGUAUCCGGUGGUUUCAAGUACAAAUUCAAAAUGCCUGUAGGCGAUCAAUUAUAUAUGCAUGGUGGUCGUGAGGGUAUGGGUACUAUAUUUCUCUUUCUAUAUAAACCUAACCUUAUUCAUUGAGCCACAUAACACAAAAGGCGUAACCAACAAAAGCGUUAACGUAGACAUGCUGUGGGCUCUUACUUGUGUCUUUUCUUGUAUGCUUUUUCGUGCAGCAUUUGUUGAAUGUCCCGGUCUGUUUAUUCCACGUUACAAAGUCAAACCACUGUUUGGCUCAUCGUCUAUAAUAACAGCUUUGGACUCUAAUGUAACCCUGGCAUGGGUCUGCCACACCCAAGGCAAUCACACAUUAGACAAAGUUUACUGGUCGCUCUUCUUAGAUUCAGAAGCCUCAAGGUGGCCUCUUCUAGCCUUGAAACGGAACCUUGUUGGAAAUAUACAGGUAACUCCGAUGCAAGAUAGAGGGCGAAUCCAGUGGACAGGCGAUGCGAGCCAGGGAAAAUUGUCAUUUGUGAUUUAUGAUGUGAGACGUUCAGACGACUUGUUGUAUCGAAUCAGAUUAAGACUGGUUAUCCCUGAAAAUGACUCUGUCACCGUUGUGCAUCGCAAGUCUUAUUUGAGAGUGAAAGUAGCAGAAAAAGCAAGUUAUAAAGGACUUACCAGCAAAACAGCACGAUCUGCUCCGUUCGGAGAAAGUGUCAACUUCAAAUGGAAUUUCCAGAAUAACGACUCGGCAUCUUUAAAGAAUUUGACAGCAAUCAGGGCUUCUCUCGCUAUUUGGAAACAAGAAGAUCAACGUUUUGUGGAACUGUUCGUAGCACAAGCAGAAAAUAAAACGAACUUCCAUCCAUUUCAGAAUGAUGAACAUUUGGCACACGAGGAACGGAUAACCUGGGUUGGAAACCUGAGAGAUUUGUUAUUUUCAUUUAUUAUGACCAAUGUCUCCUUUGAAGACGAGAGAGAAUAUUACCUGGUGAUUUGUUUUGAAGAAUACUUAGAGCCGUACAAAGCGAUCCUUGUCUUUACCUCCACCUACCUUGAGGUCCCAGGUUCAAUGGUAUUAACUGGCAUGCCAACAUCUGAGACACGGAAUAGCGAGAGCGACCGCGGGUCUCCUUCACUGAAAGUGACCGUCGGUAUGACAAAGAAGUCGGAUAAAGAUGAUUCCACUAAUUUGAAGAAAGCUACCAAGAUUGCCCUAAUUUCAGCGGUGACGUCAGCGAUUGUGAUCAUCAUUAUCAUUAUCACGUUUUACUGCAAAAUAUGGAAACCAAAAGACCAACAAGGGAGAAAACGUCGAGGAAAGCCAAAAGAAGUUGUAGUGACGUAUAAAUCACCACAGGAAGAGGUCAGGAUGUUCAGAGCUAUUAAGUGCACCGGAAAUGACAACAGCAAGUCCACAGAUUCUAAUUCCCUCAAAGAAACUGAGCCUGCACCACCACUAUCGCCCAGGGCCCUUCGGUCACACUCUUGGGAGUUUCCAAAACAAAGACUUCAGGUCCGUGAGGUGUUUGGCCAGGGAGCAUUCGGACAAGUUGUCAAAGGACUUGCUUUUGAGAUUGCUGGUAAUGUUGGCUGGACAAUGGUGGCAAUUAAAAUGCUCAAAGAACACGCUUCAGAAUCCGAUCGACAUGACCUUCUGUCAGAACUGUCAAUCAUGAAAAAGCUACCUCCGCAUCGACACGUGGUCAGGCUUCUAGGCUGCGUCACUACAUCAGCUAAUCUCCUGGUAAUUGUGGAGUUUGCUUGUCAUGGUGAUCUGCUUGGUUAUCUACUAAAAAGCCGAGGUCUCCCUGACACAUAUUACAAGACAACUGGCAAGCUCACCAGAGUUACGGCAAAGAAGAUGAUAAUGUUCGCCUGGCAGAUUGCUGAUGGAAUGAAUUUUCUCGCCGAAAAUAAGGUGAUCCACCGUGAUUUGGCUGCACGCAAUGUGUUGGUAGCAGCUGGAAAUGUUUGUAAAAUUACAGAUUUUGGCCUGGCCAGAGAAGUGCACGAAAAUGACAUGUAUACAAUGAGAGCUGGGGGUCGGGUGCCAGCAAAGUGGACAGCGUAUGAGGCACUUCUGUAUGGCGUCUUCACAACUCAAAGCGACGUGUGA
Orbicella faveolata is the source of this 2555-nucleotide messenger RNA. RefSeq lists its product as uncharacterized. Gene Ontology annotation, molecular function: ATP binding; transmembrane receptor protein tyrosine kinase activity. NCBI's taxonomy places the organism in Eukaryota, Metazoa, Cnidaria, Anthozoa, Scleractinia, Merulinidae. Gene Ontology annotation, cellular component: plasma membrane; signaling receptor complex. Gene Ontology annotation, biological process: multicellular organism development; positive regulation of kinase activity; cell surface receptor protein tyrosine kinase signaling pathway. The record is from RefSeq and is a predicted model, not a curated record.